Molecule: messenger RNA, 548 nt
Organism: Glycine soja
Lineage: Eukaryota; Viridiplantae; Streptophyta; Magnoliopsida; Fabales; Fabaceae
Product: DNA-binding protein S1FA-like
Exons: 2
Coding region: 117-365 (82 amino acids)
Biological process (GO): regulation of DNA-templated transcription
Cellular component (GO): nucleus
Molecular function (GO): DNA binding
Source: RefSeq, a predicted model, not a curated record
AUAUAUAUUAAUGGUACAUUGUGCAGAAGCGUUCUCCGUUCAGCGCCAAAACGAACACCACCUAACCAGCUCGUGAUUCUUCCCGCCGUAGAUCUGUUCCUUUUCGCCGUUCCUCCAUGGCCGACGACUUCGAAUUCUCCGACAAAGUCCCUCCUUCCUUCGAUCGCGUGGGUUCAAAAGGGUUCAACCCAGCAUUAAUUGUUCUCCUUCUUGUUGGUGGGUUGCUGUUGAUAUUCCUCGUUGGAAAUUAUGUACUAUACACAUAUGCACAGAAGACCCUCCCUCCUAGAAAAAAAAAGCCAAUCUCAAAGAAGAAGAUGAAAAAGGAGAGACUGAAGCAGGGCGUCUCUGCACCUGGAGAGUAGAACUUUUUCCUCACUCUAUAUUCUGUGAUGUUAAAUUGUACUCUUUUAGAAAAAAUUUCUCGUUCUGUGGUCUCUGGAGUUAUGUUAAUCUUUAUCUUAGUCAUGUGUUUUACUGACUGAAAUCUCGACCACAUAAAUUAAGUACUUUGUUAAAAUAUUUGGAACAAAUUAUUUCGUGCUUAA